This is a messenger RNA of Capra hircus (goat), 4356 nucleotides long. It is a transcript of the gene TRAPPC9, whose product is annotated as trafficking protein particle complex 9. The transcript has 24 exons. Lineage: Eukaryota; Metazoa; Chordata; Mammalia; Artiodactyla; Bovidae. The record is from RefSeq and is a predicted model, not a curated record. Gene Ontology annotation, cellular component: trans-Golgi network. The coding region runs from base 138 to 3698 and encodes 1186 amino acids.
GGCGGUGCCGGCCUGGCCGCCAGUCGGAAGCUCCAGCUCCGAGCCCGGGGAGCGGCCGCAGAGCCUGCCCGGCCCCGCCGCCCCUCCCGCCGUUGGCGCCUGCUCCGGGCCCGGGGGCCCCGGCUGCGGUCUUCACCAUGAGUGUCCCUGACUACAUGCAGUGCGCCGAGGACCACCAGACUCUCCUCGUGGUGGUCCAGCCCGUGGGGAUCGUCUCAGAGGAGAACUUCUUCAGGAUCUACAAGAGGAUCUCAUCGGUGAACCAGAUCAGCGUGCGCGACUCGCAGCGCGCACUCUACAUCCGCUACCGGCACCACUACCCGCCCGAGAACAGCGAGUGGGGCGACUUCCAGACCCACCGCAAGGUCGUGGGCCUCAUCACCAUCACCGACUGCUUCUCGGCCAAGGACUGGCCGCAGACCUUCGAGAAGUUCCACAUGCAGAAGGAAAUCUACGGCUCCACGCUGUACGACUCGCGCCUCUUCGUGUUUGGGCUGCAAGGGGAGAUCGCGGAGCAGCCGCGCACCGACGUGGCCUUCUACCCCAGCUACGACGACUGCGCGACUGUGGAGAAGCGCAUCGAGGACUUCGUGGAGUCUCUGUUCAUCGUGCUCGAGUCCAAGCGCCUGGACAGAGCCACGGACAAGUCCGGGGACAAGAUCCCACUCCUCUGUGUCCCCUUCGAGAAGAAGGACUUCGUGGGGCUGGACACAGACAGUAGACAUUACAAGAAGCGGUGCCAGGGGCGCCUGCGGAAGCACGUGGGGGACCUGUGCCUGCAGGCCGGGAUGCUGCAGGACUCCCUGGUCCAUUACCACAUGUCGGUGGAACUGCUCCGCUCGGUGAACGACUUCCUGUGGCUUGGAGCUGCCCUGGAAGGGUUGUGUUCGGCCUCUGUCAUCUAUCACUACCCUGGUGGAACUGGCGGUAAAGCCGGAGCUCGCAGGUUCCCGGGGAGCGCCCUUCCUGCAGAAGCGGCCAACAGACAUCGACCAGGGGCCCAAGAAGUUCUCAUUGACCCAGGUGCGCUCACUACCAACGGCAUCAACGCAGACACCAGCACAGAGAUUGGACGGGCAAAGAACUGCCUGAGCCCCGAGGACAUCAUUGAGAAGUACAAGGAGGCCAUCUCCUACUACAGCAAGUAUAAGAACGCUGGGGUGAUAGAGUUAGAAGCGUGUGUCAAGGCCGUCCGCGUCCUCGCCAUUCAGAAGCGGAGCAUGGAAGCGUCGGAAUUUCUGCAGAAUGCAGUUUACAUUAACCUUCGGCAGCUCUCUGAGGAGGAGAAGAUCCAGCGCUACAGCAUCCUCUCCGAGCUCUACGAGUUGAUCGGCUUCCACCGCAAGUCCGCCUUCUUCAAGCGCGUGGCCGCCAUGCAGUGCGUGGCCCCGAGCAUCUCGGAGCCUGGCUGGAGGGCCUGCUACAAGCUGCUCCUGGAGACGCUUCCUGGCUACAGCCUGUCGCUGGAUCCACAGGACUUCAACAAAGGCACGCACCGAGGCUGGGCUGCCGUCCAGAUGCGUCUGCUGCACGAGCUGGUGUACGCAUCCCGGAGAAUGGGGAACCCCGCCCUCUCUGUCAGGCACCUGUCCUUCCUGCUGCAGACCAUGCUGGACUUCUUGUCAGACCAAGAAAAAAAGGAUGUGACACAGAGCCUGGAGAACUAUACCUCCAAGUGUCCCGGGACCAUGGAACUCCUCACCCUCCCAGACGGGCUCACGCUGCCCCCAGUGCCCUUCACCAAGCUGCCCAUCGUCAGGCGUGUGAAACUGCUGAACCUUCCUGCCAGCCUCCGGCCGCAGAAGAUGAAGAGCUUGCUGGGCCAAAACGUGUCGGCCAAGAGCCCCUUCAUCUACUCCCCGAUCAUCGCCCACAGCCGCGGGGAGGAGCGCAGCAAGAAGAUAGAUUUCCAGUGGGUUCAAGGAGAUGUGUGUGAAGUUCAGCUGAUGGUGUAUAACCCAAUGCCGUUUGAGCUCCGAGUUGAAAACAUGGGGCUGCUCACGAGCGGAGUGGAGUUCGAGUCUCUCCCCGCGGCACUCUCCCUCCCGGCUGAGUCUGGUCUUUACCCAGUGACGCUCGUUGGGGUCCCGCAGACGACGGGGACGAUCACUGUGAACGGCUACCACACCACGGUGUUUGGCGUCUUCAGCGACUGUCUGCUGGACAGUCUCCCGGGAAUCAAGACCAGUGGCUCCACGGUGGAGGUCAUCCCUGCGCUGCCCCGCCUGCAGAUCAGCACAUCUCUGCCCAGGUCUGCACAUUCAUUACAGCCUUCCUCUGGUGAUGAAAUAUCUACUAACGUGUCUGUGCAGCUUUACAAUGGGGAAACCCAGCAGCUUGUUGUGAGACUGGAGAACAUUGGGAUGGAGCCACUGGAGAAACUGGAAGUGACCUCGAAAAUCCUCACCACCAAAGAAAAACUGUACGGCGACUUCCUGAGCUGGAAACUGGAAGACACCCUUGCCCAGUUCCCUUUGCAACCUGGAAAGGUGGCCACCUUCACCAUCAGCAUCAAAGUGAAGCUGGACUUCUCCUGCCAGGAGAAUCUCCUCCAAGACCUCAGCGAUGACGGCAUCAGUGUGAGCGGCUUUCCGCUGUGCAGCCCCUUCCGCCAGGUGGUCAGACCCCGGGUGGAGAGCAAGCCCGUGAACGCGGCCGAGGGCGGCCGGCCCGGGGAGCCGGGCCACGUGAAGGAAGCAGCAUGCUGGAGACCAAGGGCGGAACAGACCCUGGCGUUGACAGGAGGCGAGAACUCGGAGGGGACCUGGAAAUAUUCUACGUGUGAAUCGUGCCGGCGGUCACACCAGCAGACCCUGGAAGCUGUCCUGAACUUCAAAUACUCCGGAGGCCCAGGCCACGUUGAAGGGUAUUACAGGAAUCUGGCCCUGGGGCUGCACGUGGAGGUGGAACCGUCUGUGUUCUUCACGCGGGUCAGUACCCUGCCGGCCACCAGCACCCGGCAAUGCCACCUGCUGCUGGACGUCUUCAACGCCACGGAGCACGAGCUGAGCGUCCGCGCCCGGAGCGACGAGGAGCUCAUCCUGCACGCGGGCGAGUGCCAGCGAAUGGCCAUUCAAGUGGACAAGUUCAACUUCGAGAGUUUCGCAGAAUCCCCUGCGGAUAAGGGGCAGUUUGCAAAUUCCAAACACCUGGAGGAGGAGAGGCAGGAAGCCCGAGGCCUGGAGAUCAACAGCAAGCUGGACAUCCACUGGACCAUCCCAUCUCUGAAGCGCACGGGCGAGGCGAGUGUGGAGGGCCUCCUGAACCAGCUGGUCCUGGAGCACCUGCAGCUGGCUCCUCUGCUGUGGGACGUGCUGGUGGACGGACAGCCCUGUGACUGCCAGGCGGUGGCCUGCCAGGUGGGCGACCUGGUGCGCCUGGAGGUGCGGCUGACCAACAGGAGCCCGCGCAGCGUGGGCCCCUUUGCCCUCAGCGUGGUGCCCUUCCAGGACCACCAGAACGGCGUGCACAACUACGACCUGCACCAUGCCGUGUCCUUCGUGGGCUCCGGCACCUUCUACCUGGACAAGGUGCAGCCGUCAGGCCAGGCGGCCUGCCUCGGGGCGCUCCUCUUCCUCUACACGGGCGACUUCUUCCUCCACAUCCGGUUCCACGAGGACGGCCCCAGCAAGGAGCUGCCCCCAUCCUGGUUCUGCCUGCCCAGCGUGCACGUGCGCGCCCUGGAGGCGCAAGCCUGAGCGCCCCGCCCCGUCCCGGGUCCCUGAUCCUGCAGGGAGAGAUGACCAGGGGCCCCCCUCCCCGGGGAUGGGGCCAUGGCUGCUGCCGCGAUGCCUGUCCCCUCCUCCUGGCCACCCGACCCCCAGCCCGCAGCCCCCACGUCUGCCUGCCGCGUCCUCUCUGGGACUCGCAGGGGCCCCGCACGCGGCAGCCUCGCCCCUUCCCACCCUGCCCGUCGGGGCCCCCCUGCGAGCUUGGGCUAUGGCAGAUGCUGACCCAGACCCCGCAGUGUGGCCCAUCCACCCAGCCCAGGCCUGGGGUCCCUACAACUGUUCUCGUGACCUGGGGUUCACAACCCAGCUGGCAGGAAGAGAAGGCAAGCAUGAGGGAGCAGCCCUUCCCGGGCGGGUCUGCCGAGCCUCCCUCGGGCCCCUCGGCCCUUGGAAUCCCCCGAGGGCUGGCUCUUCUCCUGGGGACCCCGAGGCAGCAGAGCUGGGAGAUAUGGCACCGUGGGUGACACUGAGAGUUUCCCGCUGCCCCUGGGAGUGGACACCCCUGCCUCAGCUGUCCUGGGCCCUGGGCUGGUUCCAGGCCGGGCUCGGGGGCGUGGCCUGUGUGUGUCUGUGUAUCGGUGACAGAUUCUCCAAUAAAGGGCCUGCCUUGCUUCUCUUCUGGUCA